UUUGUAGUGAAGCACAGGGGGAAGUGAUCUGCCUGUUUUGAGACUUUAACAAGACUGUUCUGUUUUCUUACAGUCCCACAGAUGAGGCCAAUCCUUCUAGAUUACUUAAAACAUCCUGACUGACUUUUGUAUUGUAACCAACAUGGAGGCACAGAAACAAGGAAUUCCACCUUCAAUUCCUGAGAAUGAAGAGCUCAUAGAGGUGCAGAUAAAUGGAGUCCAGGUCAGGAAGAAUGGUGGGGAAGCUGAAUUACCUCUCUCCAAAUCUCAGCGAAGAUGCAGUGAUGUGAAAGUGUAUAAGGAGUUUUGUGACUUCUAUGCUCGUUUUAAUAUGGCAAAUGCCCUUGCUAAUGCUAUAUGUGAACUUUGCAAAGAUGGCUUCACUCCUGCUGAAAAAAUUGUAAACAGUAAUGGCGAGUUGUAUCAUGAGCAGUGCUUUGUGUGUGCACAGUGUUUCCAGCAAUUUUCAGAAGGGUUAUAUUAUGAGUUUGAUGACCGAAAAUAUUGUGAGCAUGAUUUCCAUAUGCUUUUUGCUCCUUGUUGUAAUCAGUGUGGAGAGUUCAUCAUUGGUCGUGUCAUUAAAGCCAUGAACAAUAGUUGGCACCCAGAGUGUUUUUGCUGUGAUAUCUGCCACAAUGUGCUGGCUGAUGUUGGAUUUGCGAAGAAUGCAGGCAGACACCUGUGUCGUCCAUGCCACAUCCGUGAGAGAGCUUGUGGCUUUGGCAAGUAUAUUUGCCAGAAGUGUCACACCAUCAUUGAUGAACAGCCACUCAUCUUUAAGAAUGAUCCCUACCACCCUGAUCACUUUAACUGCAGCAACUGUGGGAAGGAACUCACUGCUGAUGCCAGGGAGCUAAAAAAUGAGUUGUAUUGCUUGCCAUGCCAUGACAAGAUGGGCGUACCAAUCUGUGGGGCAUGCAGAAGGCCAAUAGAGGGCAGAGUGGUGAAUGCAGUGGGCAAGCAAUGGCACGUUGAGCAUUUUGUGUGUACCAAGUGUGAGAAACCGUUCCUGGGCCAUCAGCAUUUUGAACGUAAAGGCCUGGCUUAUUGUGAGACUCACUUCAAUAUGCUUUUUGGCGAUGUCUGUCACCACUGCAAUCAUGUCAUUGAGGGAGAAGUCAUUUCAGCGUUGAAUAAAGCCUGGUGCAUGGACUGUUUUGCUUGUUCCACCUGCAGUUCAAAGCUGACACUGAAGGACAAGUUUGUGGAGCUUGAUUUGAAGCCUGUAUGCAAACAAUGCUAUGAGAGGAUGCCAACUCAACUGAAGUACUGUCUAGCUAAGCGUGAACAUGACUCCAAGAACAGAAAAAAGAAGAUUGGUAUCUGUCUGUGAAGUUCUCCGUUUAACUGGCACAGUGCAAUACUCAUAUGGAUGCAAGUCUGGAUAUUUAUGCAAUCUCAAGACCGUCAUACCUUACCUGGUGUAAUUUGUGUAUUUGUUCUUAUUGAAAUGUAUAUGAAAAGUUCAGUUGCAUUAAUAUGUGUUUAUUUAGUGGUUUGCUAUAAACAUCAUAAUGAUCCAGGCAGUUUUUAAGUCAUUGUAUGUCCUGUUUUCAUCAAAUGCUGGGUUUGUUCUGGAAAUGGCUCUCACCACAUAGCAAGCAUACAGGUAAACCAGAAUUGUCUGCAGUAAAGGCAAUGAAUUCAUCCAUGAAGCAUUAAAUGUUUUAUUUUCUUCA
Tachysurus vachellii is the source of this 1679-nucleotide messenger RNA. RefSeq names its product LIM and senescent cell antigen-like domains 2 (gene lims2). Gene Ontology annotation, cellular component: cytoplasm; cell-cell junction; focal adhesion. Gene Ontology annotation, biological process: positive regulation of integrin-mediated signaling pathway; cell-cell junction organization; cell-cell adhesion. Bases 143 to 1333 code for a protein of 396 amino acids. NCBI's taxonomy places the organism in Eukaryota, Metazoa, Chordata, Actinopteri, Siluriformes, Bagridae. The transcript has 11 exons. The record is from RefSeq and is a predicted model, not a curated record.